Python bivittatus (Burmese python) is the source of this 3573-nucleotide messenger RNA. The record is from RefSeq and is a predicted model, not a curated record. Lineage: Eukaryota; Metazoa; Chordata; Lepidosauria; Squamata; Pythonidae.
UCCAGGCUGGUGUCCUCCAUCCAAGCCAUCAUGGCGACCCUCUCGGGAAUUGUAGUGAUCUUCAGCUGCAGAGAUGUGGUGCAUGACAGGCACUGGAUCGCCCGCGAAUAUGUCUGGAUUGUUGUGUCCUACAUGACGUACGACAUCUACGUCAUGUAUCUUUGCCACUGGCACAAGAGCGAAGAGAAAGGACAGACAGACGGAAAGUACUCUUCAAGCAGCAUCAGAAGCUUUCUGCAGAAGGAACGGCUGAUGGUCACCCACCACAUCUUCAUCCUCCUUGUCUUAACGCCGGUGGCUGUGCAUCUGCGAGGGGAACUCGGGGACUUUUUCGUGGGCUGCAUCUUCACCGCCGAGCUGAGCACCCCGUUUGUUUCGCUGGGGAAGAUCCUGAUGCAGCUGAAAAUGCAAGAUUCCCUUCUGCAUAAGGUCAACGGGAUCCUCAUCCUGGUCACCUUCUUCCUCUGCCGGAUCGUCCUCUUCCCGUACAUGUACUGGGCCUACGGGCGACAGAUGAACUUGCCCCUUUACGAGGUGCCCUUCCGCAUCCCCCUGCAUUGCAACGUGGCCAACGCUCUGCUGAUCGCGCCCCAGAUCUACUGGUUCGUCCUCAUCUGCAACAAAGCGAUGAGGCUCUACAGCAGCUCGCCUGUGCCCGACCGAACCCGAUAGCGGCACCGGAUGCCGGCUUUGGAACCAACCUGUCUCACCUUUCCGAAUCGGGGGCUUUGGGGAGGCACCGUUUCGGAACCAGCCAGGGUGAAGAAGGACCUCCCGUGAGGUCCCUUCGUUGUGGCGUGACAGCCCCUGGCCUCGAGGUUGUAUGCUCCCCAAAGCCUCCUCCCGCCCCACGCACAGCUUGCCGGUCAAUGACUGCAGCUGCUGCAGUGUCCCAGAUGCGGCCAGAUGUUGCAGCUGGAACCUGGGGCGCGUGGCCGGCCAGCCGCAGGGGCCGUGAGAGUUCUGCAAGUCUCUCCUUUAGCCCUGAGGUCUCUAGUUGGCUGUUUAGGGCAACGAGAGGAAAGAACACCACACAGACUGAUCCGCGUGUCCUUCUCCGAUGUACCUAAUCGGGGUCUGCCCUGAUCUUUUCUCUUCCCCACCUUGAAAUCCUGCCAUCUUUACACUCCUCCACCCUCCCGUCUCCAAGGCUGCUUCAAGAUGUUCACCGUUGUGCCAGGCCGCUGGUAAAACGUCGAUCGCCUUAUUUGGACACCUUGAAGGCUGCCUUGAUUUUAAGAAAAGUGCCGAGGAAUUGCCUCCAGAAAAUUUCAGCAUCCUUUUUUUUUUCUUUGAAAAAAAAAAACCUUAACUUUCUCAUGCUUCUAGUUCAUAAGGAUCACCUUGCCCAGCAAAACGGCAGAAGCUGGGAAAGAGCGGCGUCGCCUUUGUUCCAAAUCACAGAAGGAUUUUCGGUUGGAACAGACAAUAUUGCAGAAUUCUGCAUUUUUACAAUUUUUGCACACCCCAGGUUUUCUUUCGAUGCACAAUAUGGAAAAUGUGGCCAACAUCAAAGUCAUUUUGGAACAGAUGCCAACACUUGAAGUUGAUAACAAACUCCUUGUUAUUCAGGAGGACGCCAACAUAUUUCAAGAAUCCAAACUUGGCUUUGGAUGCUGAAUUAGGGGCAGGAUUUUGGACUGGGGAAGGAGAGCGAGCCUCACACUCCCUCCGAAGUCUGGGCCAGAAUCAGCACUCUUGAACCCUUGUUUACUGCUGAACAUUUGACCCAGAGUCAUCUGCAGGUAGUGGUGGUGGUGGGGAGUCAAAUAAGUCAAGAUGGCAGCUACGUGAGGGCAAGACCACCCCUUUUUCAAUGCUGCGUGUGUGUGAUGCACCUAAAAAUGGAAGGGGCUUCAGUUACGGAGUUCCCAUUGCCAUCUUGAUUUUUCUGACCCUCCCUCUCUGCAGAUGCCCCUACUGAACAGAGAAAGGAAGGAAAAUCGGGAGAGUGAGCGAUCUGAAAUGAAGAAGUAUUUCAGGUGGCCAAGGAUAGACUGAACCAGCUGUAUUUGCUGUGCAGAUCUGGAAGAGAAAAGAAUCAUAAGAUUCGCUGGUGCCUUGCAGUUGUCACUCUGCUCCCCUGAAGUCCGUAGGAUUAGCAAGCCAAGAUCACGCAGUAGAUGCCAAUUCACUUGCACCAGCAACAUGUCACGCUUCUGAUCUGCAGCCACAUCCCGUGCCAGCUGCCCCUCAACUGGGCCUAAUUCAGCACACCCAAGAAGAGAAACGCUUGGCUGAGAAGUUUGGUCUGUCUCUGACCAUCCCUUCGUAUAGAGUGGGCCUCUUUCCACUCAUUUCUGGAAAGAAGUUGGGCGUUGCACCCUCGAGGCUGUGUUUUGGGGCACAGGAGAAGGAAGAAAUGUUUCCCAAACCUGUCCGUGGCCAAGUCAAAUUGACGGACCUUGAAAGGGUGGCCAAAGCUGCUAGCGAGAGUGUGAUCGCCUAUGAGCUAAGCAGGUGUUUGCUUAACUCUUGAAUAAACCACGGUUUACUGGCUGUGUCUGGAUGGUCCACCAGACCAUGGACAAGCAAACUGGAUUUUGUGUAAAGCUGUAAUUUCUGCAGUUGUUUUGCUCAUGGUAGCAAACAGCUGCUUAGGUUUAAGAAGUGGGUUUGGGACUUCCCACCAAGUUGGCAAACAGAUCCAGAAAUCAGAUGAGGAAGUUCCUACAGUAGCCGAGAUAUUAGUGAAUCAUCAGUUGAUUUCUGAGAAGGCAGCCUGCUGGGUGGGGAAUUCUGGGAGUUGGAGUCCACACGUUAAAAGUUGCUGAGGUUGAGAAACAAGGUUUUAGAUUACGAAAAACGUCAUGGGCAUUUUCUUCCCUGUUUCCACCACUCCCUCAAAAUAACUGUUGCUUUCAUGCUCCCCCGUGUGCCAAGCCUGGUUAGUUUUUUCUGUGUUUUGUGAACCUGCUCCAUUUUGUCAAUGUAUUUUGCACAUCCAGAGAACGAGUUAAUGCAGGAACCAGAUUAAAUGCGUUGUCUGACAGUCCUGGUUUAUAUUAAUAAGUCCUUGCCCCGACAGGAGCAUUUUUUCCCCAGUGUUAAAGCCCUCAGUGAUGUUACAUCACCUUACAAUGUUGUUGUAACCCCCAAAAGUGCAAUAUAUAAAUAUGCGCACACAUGCACAUUUGCACGAUGGAGAGUUGCUGAGAUGCAUUUAAACACUGCCCUGCAGCCCAACAGGGUUUUCCUCCUGCCUUUGUUAAAACAUUUUUAACAUGAGAUGUGGUGCUGGCUACCAGCUUGGCUGGCUUCCAGACGGGGUAGGAGCAACUCCUGGAAGUCCUGGGCAUCGGGGCUCUUAGCCUGGCUGGCAGUGGGACUGCCUCUGAAGGCCUCCUGCUGGGAGACUGGCGGGCUUCCUUGGGCAGCCGGUGGGCCACUGGGAGAACAGAGCUGCUGGAUGAGACGGGCCAGGGGUCCGAUCCAACAGGGCACAGCUUCUGUUCUUGAUCUUAAAAUAGCUGAUUUUGUGAUAACCCUCCUAGCAAACGCUCCUGUGUCUGCUGUAUUUCUCUCUUUCUUGCUGUGAUAGGCCUGCAAGUGUAUUUUGUUGUGGUGAUUGUU